Messenger RNA from Coccomyxa subellipsoidea C-169, 2424 nucleotides. RefSeq lists its product as hypothetical. The transcript is spliced from 10 exons. Gene Ontology annotation, biological process: malate transport. Bases 304 to 2424 code for a protein of 706 amino acids. Lineage: Eukaryota; Viridiplantae; Chlorophyta; Trebouxiophyceae; Coccomyxaceae. The record is from RefSeq and is a predicted model, not a curated record.
CUUGCUUUGGCAUGUCAUUCGGAGACAAGCACCUGGGCGUUUGCUCCGUGAAGCUGCCUGCAGGAUACUAGCCAAGUUCGGUUGCACAACAUAGAGCGAAACUGGAUGUCGUGGGGGGAUUUAUGAGAGAACAUACAAGAUAACUAAUGUUUCAAAUAUGCGUACCAAUGCAGAGCGCACGUAUGCUUGCAACGCGGGCAGCGAAUGAACCCGGAUACCAUGCCGAACUGCUGUAUUGCUUCUUUGAGAAACAGGUGUUCGAUUUUCGUGUCGCAUCUGAAUUGACAACAAGGUGAUCGAGCCAUGCCGACGCCACAAAAGAAGAACAAAAAGAAGGGAUGCCUGGCCCUUGGGUACAGGUCAGAGCACUUUCGGAUUGCUGGGCAGAUGGCUGUGGCCAUCGUCGCAGCUAUGCUGUUUGUGGUGAUCGAUCCACUCUACAACUUCCUGGGAGAGUACGCUGUCUGGAUUGUCAUCACCGUAGUGGUGGCAUUCAGCCCCAAUGUUGGCUCAGCCCUCAGCAACGCCGUCAUAGGCCUGCUGGGGUCGAUAGUGGGCGGCGCACUCGGGAUGAUGAUCAUUGCCCUCAUCAGCGGGCUCGCGCUGGGCUACUCGUACGAAACACACCCUGUCACUAUGUCGGUGUGGCUGUGCGUGCUGAUGGCCCUGGUGGGCUUUGUGCUCGAGCUGAACAAGGAGCGCUUCCGGCGACUGGAGUACGGCUACUCAGUCGCUCUGCUCACCUUCCCCCUUGUGGCCAUACCAGGGUUCAGGGCAAAUGACGAGCGAUACGUUGAGCGGCUGAAGCUGUCGCUGUGCGGCUGCAUCGGCGUGUUGCUGACCGUGCUGUCGGCCGCGGUCGUGUUCCCGGUUCGCGCGCGCACUCGGCUGCGCAAAAGCACUGCGCACAUCCUGGAGAAUCUGGGCAAUCUUGCCUUCCAGCUGCUCGGCGAGUUCUGCCAGGAGCCGGACGAGGGCAUGCGCAUGCGCGGCAGCUCGGGCACGGAUGUGCAGCAGCACUAUGUGGACAACGGUCUGCAGCAGGCGCUCGAUGGGCUGCACCGCGCGCACCUGCACCUGCUCAAGGACGUGUCGGACGUGGCCGAGCUGAUCGCGCCCGCGCGCGCCGAGACGCGCUACCUCAAGUUCACGAAGCCGCGCUUCCCCAUCUCAACCUACAAGACCAUCCACCGGCUGUGCGCGCGCAUUCUGACGGCGCUGGGCAGCUUGCACCACAGCAUGGAGAGCGGCCACCUGCGCCUGGGGCUCUGCGUCGUGUACCGGCCGCUGCUAGAGGAGCUUCGCCAAAAUGUGGCGGCUUCCCUCACCGCCCUCUCCGGCCUCGUCCUCGGCACGCUCUCAGAGGACUAUGCGCGUGAGAAGAUGGAGCGGCUGUGCGCAUCAGCUGUGGAGCUGCAGGCGGCGCUGGAGCGGGAGCCCAUGAAGGCAGGCUACAACAUGCAUGUCGAGACGCUCGCCAUCGCAGCGAAGACCGCCACCAACCUCGCCCGCCAGGUGGCGAGCAUGUACAUGGAUCUGAGGCCAGAGGCGGCGCACCAGAUACACAGCAGCCUGUGCGGCGGCACAGACCGCCUCCCCAGCCGCAAGUCUUCCUCUGACGGCGCACCGGGCAGCCAGCAGCGGGAGGACAUCCCCAUGACUGGGCAGCAGCUAGGCGGAUUGCCGCCCAAGCCUGGCCGUGGCGGAGGAGGGGGGAUGGCAUCGCAGCAGGGGGAUAUAGAGCUGGGGAUGGGGGGAAUGAUUAGGCGCCCCCCGAGCAGCCUCGCCAGCGGCCGCCUGAGCUCUAUCUCGGAGGACACCAGCCUCGACAGCUCCGACGGCCGGAGACAAACACUGCAACAUCUGCCGGAGGAUCUGUCGACGAAGGUGGGCUCCUUCCUGCGGUCGAAGUCACUGCCGGGGCCGGUGCUAAUUCCUGGGAGCGUCUUCCGGGACUCGCUGCUGCCCUUUGCCAUGCCGCCGCCGCCGCAGCCGAGCUACACUCCCUAUCCCGAGGAGCCGCCGGCCACGCCGCCGGCGCCGCCGUCCCCGGCCGGGGCCGGCCCAGGGCACCCAGACGGCGGCGAUGCCUCCGCGGCCGGCAACCGCCCGCGGCUGCCGCAGCGGCCGAGCAAUGUGCGCGAGAUGCUGCAGGGGCAGACCGCGGCGGGAUCGCCCCCGCGCGACGUGGCGCUGACUCAGCGGCAGGGGCAGUCGCUGGUGCCGUUGCCGGAGCGGGGGGCCGUGGGGGCGUGGCCCGCGUCAGCGCCAGCGCCAGGUCAGCCGCUGCAUGUGACAUCAGCGGACGACGGCGGCGCCCCGGAGCUGUGCAAGAUGACGUCGCUGCAGCGCAGGACCAGCCCGAGUGCGUGGCUCAACAGCCGCAGCACCUCGUUCAAGGCAGAGGACAAUCCUUUUGGAUGA